GCCGCGUAGGAUUUUUUUAGCCGGGCGAGGUACUGGUUGUUUAAGCAUGGCGUUCUGACUUUGUGUGUGGCCUUGUUGCAGGUCCCGAGCUUUGUUGUGGUCGACACUGCAUGUGCGCUGAUAGAGGGGCAUCCUCGGCCUCUGUUCUGUUGUGCUUUUUUGUGGAUUGUUUAUGUCUUUGAUCUUGUUUUAUGAUUCUGAAGUGUGCUUCCUUCCCCUCCCCUUUUUGCCCAAUCCCCCCCGGCCCAUCACAACCCCAAUAUGCUCACGAACUCCACCACCCUCCCCUCCCCCUACCCCCCCGGCCCAUCGCAACCCCACGAAUUGCCCCCCUGCCCAUCACAACCCCAAAAUGCUCACAAAUUCCCACAAGAAAAAGGUUACACCAUUGGUUGGGGGGUUGGUAGUGGCGGCUGCUGCCAUGGCAGGAAAAUAUGGCAUCGAAGCAUUUCAAGUUUGGAAAACUCGUCCAAGGCUUGUGCGAGUCCGCAAGCAUUACCAGGGCGGAUUUCAGCCAGUUAUGACGAGGAGGGAAGCAGCAUUGAUCCUGGGCGUCAGGGAGCAUGCGGCUGCAGAGAAAGUGAAGGAGGCGCAUCGACGAGUGAUGACAGCAAACCAUCCAGAUGCCGGUGGCAGUGAUUAUCUAGCUUCAAAGAUAAAUGAAGCGAAAGAUCACCUAAUGGGGCAGACAAAGGGAUCAACAUCAGCAUUUUGAUAUUUUUUUGUUUUUCGUUAGCUCGUUAAAGAUACCAUGUACCCAUGGUUGUUUUCAUUUGUUUUAGGUUAAUGUUUUCAGCUCAGAAGAGAAUGUUGUGUCUGUUUCCAUUGAGUUCCGUACUGUACGUCCUUUUGUGCAUCAAUGUUUUCUCAGGUGCUCCCAGAGAAUUUCCAAUCCACUUCAAAGCGCGGGAUGCUUCUAAACGUGACCGUUUGUCAAAAGGCUAGCCCAAAUUUUAAAUACGACGUUUGGUUCGCAUCCCGCGUCUAAGAGUGAUCGAUCGUCUGUAGCACAACGAGAUCUCCCUGCGUCAUCUUGUCCGAUCUCACAAGCAUGUGAAUGUCGAUGUCCAGCUCGUCAGGUGUUUGGCUUGGUCUGUUGUUUUUGCAUUUGUUAGGUUUGUUGGGUAAUGCUUCUUCAAACUUGAGCGAUGUCAUUCAGAUUGACUUAUUAUAUCAUGUAUGUUGAAUCUAUUGAUGCUUCGGUCUUUUGCCCUUUAUGUGCUGAUAAAGACCCAACCUUCCC
Molecule: messenger RNA, 1243 nt
Organism: Chara braunii
Lineage: Eukaryota; Viridiplantae; Streptophyta; Charophyceae; Charales; Characeae
Source: the annotation of a GenBank genome assembly